AUGGGGGUAUGUAGUAAUUUUGAUCAAGAGAUAAUCACAAACUUAAAAGAGAGAAAAUCUGAAAUACAGAGCAACACAACUCAUUCAAAGCAACCCGACCACAGCUGGUCUUCCCUGGACACCAUUAACCACACUGUCCACACCUUAUUCACUCCCACCAACACCGACCGUUCCCCCAACUACGAGAUGAUCAAGGAAGAAUAUGAGGUGGCUGUGCUGGGUGUGCCCCAUAACCAGGCUCCCCCAACAUCCACUGUGGUCCACAUCCACAGCAAGACCUCCAUGCCUGACCAUGUCAUCUCGUACCUGUUCAACACCCUCUUCAUGAACUCCUGCUGCCUGGGUUUCAUAGCGUUCACCUACUCCGUGAAAUCUAGAGACAGAAAGAUGAUUGGUGACCUGACCGGGGCCCAGGCCUAUGCCUCCAGUGCCAAGUGCCUAAACAUCUGGGCCCUGGUUUUGAGCAUCAUCAUGACCAUUCUGCUAAUCAUCAUCCCAGUAUUUAUCUUGCAAGCCUAUUGAUAGAGCAAGAGGAAUCAUUCAGGCCAGGAGCUCUGCCCAUGACCUGU
Cebus imitator (Panamanian white-faced capuchin) is the source of this 569-nucleotide messenger RNA. RefSeq names its product interferon-induced transmembrane protein 3-like. Gene Ontology annotation, cellular component: plasma membrane. NCBI's taxonomy places the organism in Eukaryota, Metazoa, Chordata, Mammalia, Primates, Cebidae. Gene Ontology annotation, biological process: negative regulation of viral genome replication; response to type II interferon; response to interferon-beta. The transcript has 2 exons. The record is from RefSeq and is a predicted model, not a curated record. The coding region runs from base 1 to 522 and encodes 173 amino acids.